AUGGCAGAAAGUAAUUUUCCAACAACGGGGGAAGAACUGGACUUGAACAUUGAGCCUCCAGUCACAGCGACAGAGAAAAGCCAAUUUACGUCAAGUGAUUCAAAACUGGAGAUAUACGAUGACACCUCAAGAGAAAUUGCUAAAGAACUGAGAAACCAGGCCGGAGAAGGAAGACGUUAUGGCAAUCUCGGCAACGCUUAUCAUGGUCUAGGACAACUCAAAGCAGCAAUCGAGUACCACCAACGUCAUCUAGAAAUUGCUAAAGAAGUGGGAGACAAGACCGGAGCAGGAAUCAGUUAUGGCAAUCUCGGCAACGCUUAUCAAAGUCUAGGAAAAUUAAAAACAGCAAUCGAGUACCACAAACGUCGUCUUGAAUUUGCUAAAGAAGUGGGAGACAAAGCCAGGGAGGGAAGAAGUUAUGGCAAUCUCGGCAACGCUUUUCAAGGUCUGGGACAGUUCAAAACAGCAAUCGAGUACCACAACCGUUGUCUAAGAAUUGCUAAAGAAGUGGGGGACAAGGCCGGAGAGGGACAAAGUUAUGGCAAUCUCGGCAAGGCUUAUCAAGGUCUACGGCAGUUCAGAACAGCAAUCAAGUACCAUCAACAUUCUCUGGAAAUUGCUAAGAAACAAGGAGACAAGGCUGGAGAGGGACGAAGUUAUGGCAGUCUCGGCAACGCCUAUCAUGGUCUAGGACAGUUCCAAAUAGCAAUCGAGUACCACAACCGUUAUCUAGGAAUUGCUAAAGAAGUUGGAGACAAGGCCGGAGAGGGACGAAGUUAUGGUAAUCUCGGCAACGCCUAUCAUGGUCUAGGACAGUUCAAAACAGCAAUCGAGUACCAGCAACGUCAUCUAGAGAUUGCUAAAGAAGUGGGAGAUAAGGCCGGAGAGGGACAAAGUUAUGGCAAUCUCGGCAACGCCCAUCAAGGUCUAAGACAGCUCAAAACAGCAAUCGAGUACCAUCAGCAUUCUCUGGAAAUUGCUAAGAAAGAGAGAGACAAGGCUGGAGAGGGACGAAGUUAUGGCAAUCUCGGCAACGCCUAUCAUGGUCUAGGACAGUUCAAAACAGCAAUCAAGUACCAGAAACAUUAUCUAGAAAUUGCUAAAGAGGUGGGAGACAAGGCUGGAGAGGGACAAAGUUAUGGCAAUCUCGGCAAUGCUUAUCGAGGUCUAGGACAGUUCGAAACAGCAAUCGAGUACCACAACCGUCAUCUUGAAAUUGCGAAAGAAGUGGGAGACAAGGCUGGAGAGGGACAAAGUUCUAGCAAUCUCGGCAAUGCUUAUCAAGGUCUAGGAAAGUUCCAAACAGCAAUCGAGUACCACAACCGUCAUCUAGAAAUUGCGAAAAAAGUGGGAGACAUGGCUGAAGAGGGACAAAUUUAUGGCAAUCUCGGCAACGCUUAUCAAGGUCUAGGACAAUUUGAAACAGCAAUCGAGUACCAUCAACGUCAUCUUGAAAUUGCUAAAGAAAUGGGAGACAACGCCGGAGAGGGAAUCAGUUAUGGCAGUCUCGGCAACGCUUAUCAAGGUCUGGGACUGUUCAAAACAGCCAUCAAGUGCCAUCAGCAUUCUCUGGAAAUUGCUAAAAAAGAGGGAGACAAGUCUGGAGAGGGACGAAGUUAUGGCAAUCUCGGCAACGCCUAUCAUGGUCUAGGACAGUUCAAAACGGCAAUCGAGUACCAGCAACGUCAUUUAGAGAUUGCCAAAGAACUGGAAGACAAGGCCGGACAGGGAAUCAGUUAUGGCAAUCUUGGCAACGCUUAUCAUGGUCUAGGAGAGUUCAAAACAGCAAUCGAGUACCACAACCGUUAUCUAGAAAUUGCUAAAGAGGUGGGAGACAAGGCCGGAGAGGGAAGAAGCUAUGGCAAUCUCGGCAACGCUUAUCAAGGUCUAGGAGAGUUUGAAACAGCAAUCGAGUACCACAACCGUUAUCUAGAAAUUGCUAAGGAGGUGGGAGACAAGGCCGGAGAGGGAAGAAGCUAUGGCAAUCUCGGCAACGCUUAUCAAGGUCUAGGAGAGUUUGAAACAGCAAUCGAGUACCACAACCGUUAUCUAGAAAUUGCUAAAGAGGUGGGAGACAAAGCUGGAGAGGGACGAAGUUAUGGCAAUUUAGGCAACGCCUAUCAAGGUCUAGGACAGUUCAAAACAGCAAUCGAGUACCAGCAACGUCAUUUAGAGAUUGCCAAAGAACUGGAAGACAAGGCCGGACAGGGAAUCAGUUAUGGCAAUCUUGGCAAUGCUUAUCAUGGUCUAGGAGAGUUUGAAACAGCAAUCGAGUACCACAACCGUUAUCUAGAAAUUGCUAAAGAGGUGGGAGACAAGGUCGGAGAGGGAAAAAGCUAUGGCAAUCUCGGCAACGCUUAUCAAGGUCUAGGACAGUUCAAAACGGCAAUCGAGUACCAGGAACGUCAUCUAGAAAUUGCUAAAGAAGUAGGAGACAAGGCUGGAGAGGGACGAAGUUAUGGCAAUCUCGGCAACGCUUAUCAAGGACUAGGACUGUUCAAAACAGCCAUCAAGUGCCAUCAGCAUUCUCUAGAAAUUGCUAAGAAAGAGAGAGACAAGGCUGGAGAGGGACGAAGUUAUGGCAAUCUCGGCAACGCCUAUCAAGGUCUAGGACAGUUCAAAACAGCAAUCGAGUACCAGCAACGUCAUUUAGAGAUUGCUAAAGAACUGGAAGACAAGGCCGGACAGGGAAUCAGUUAUGGCAAUCUUGGCAAUGCUUAUCAUGGUCUAGGAGAGUUUGAAACAGCAAUCGAGUACCACAACCGUUAUCUAGAAAUUGCUAAAGAGGUGGGAGACAAGGUCGGAGAGGGAAAAAGCUAUGGCAAUCUCGGCAACGCUUAUCAAGGUCUAGGACAGUUCAAAACGGCAAUCGAGUACCAGGAACGUCAUCUAGAAAUUGCUAAAGAAGUAGGAGACAAGGCUGGAGAGGGACAAAGUUAUGGCAAUCUCGGCAAUGCUUAUCAAGGUCUAGGACAGUUCGAAACAGCAAUCGAGUACCAUCAACGUCAUCUGGAAAUUGCUAAAGAUGUGGGAGACAAUGCUGGAGAGGGAAUCAGUUAUGGCAAUCUUGGCAACGCUUAUCAAUGUCUAGGAGAGUUCAAAACAGCAAUCGAGUAUCACAACCGUUAUCUAGAAAUUGCAAAAGAAGUGGGAGACAAGGCCGGAGUGGGAAGAAGCUUCGGUUCUCUCGGUAUAAGUUUCGAGUGCCAAGGAGAUCCCAUGAGGGCCUUUACCUACUAUUACUCGAGUGUAGAGGUGUAUGAUGAUAUCAGGGCCGGUCUUCAAUUUCAAGAUACGUGGAAGAUUUGCUAUCGUAAUCAGCACCAAAGUGCAUACAAAGGUUUGUGGCGUAUAAGCCUCAUUCAAGGUAAAGUUGUGAACGCUCUUCUUGCCGCAGAAAAAGGACGUGCUCAAGCUCUGAGAGAUCUCAUGGACGCAAGAUAUCAGCCUGAAGAUACUUCCAGGAGGAGCGGUUCGUGCCUUUCCCUGAGUUCUGUUCCAUCAAGCACAGUUUUCAUAGCAAUCAGUGGACCGUGCGUUUACUUCUGGGUUUGCCUCAGUGAAGAUAAUAUCCAAAUGAGAAAGAUUCACGUGAACAAUUAUAAGUGUGAGGAUGAAUUGGAAUCUUUCAUCCAGCUACUGAACAAAACUGCCCUUAUGGAGAAUUUUAGGGGAGAUGCUGUCACACGCGGAAAUCCUUCAGCUGAUUCGCCAAAAGAGGAUCAAGUGGCCAAAGAUAUGAUCCGAGAUGAUGUGAGGUACUCACAAUCAAGUGCUCUGCAGAAGCUUCGUGACAUCAUCGUUAGUCCUAUCGCUGAUCUGAUCGAAGGCAACGAGCUAACUGUCGUUCCAGAGGGGCCAUUUUGCCUUGUACCUUAUGCCGCAUUGGAGGACUCGAGGUCAUCGUGUCUAAAUGAUUCUUUCACAAUUCGUGUGCUUCCGUCCUUGACGACCUUACAACAAAUACAUGAUUGCCCAGCUGACUUCCACGCGAAGAGUGGUGCAUUGCUGGUUGGCGACCCAUGUUUCAGAGAUAUCAUCUACCAGGGAAGACGUUUAGUGCAACUUCCGGGAGCAAGAAAAGAAGUGGAGAUGAUUGGACGCAUCCUCAAUCAUUCCCCUCUCACUGGAGAAAAGGCUACAAAAGAUGAGGUGUUAAAACGAAUGUCAUCAGUGGCGUUAGUGCACAUUGCAGCGCACGGUAAAAUGGAAACUGGGGAAGUUAUCUUGGCACCAAACACUACAAGGAAGAACUCUCAGCCAGAAGAAAAAGACUAUCUACUGACGAUGGAAGAUGUCCUAGAAGCUGGGCUGCGGGCUCGACUGGUUGUACUGAGUUGUCCUCACAGUGCUCGUGGGGAGGUCAUGGCCGAGGGUGUGGUCGGCAUCGCACGAGCAUUUUUGGGUGCCGGUGCCAGAUCUGUUGUGGCAACCUUAUGGGCAAUUGAUGACGAGGGAACCCUGGAGUUCAUGAGUUUCUUCUACGAUGCACUUGCUAAGGGCAAGAAGGCAAGCGAAGCUCUCCAGCAGGCCAUGAAGUGUAUGAGAGAAAUCGAAAAGUACGAGGAGGUGAAGUACUGGGCACCAUUUGUACUCAUUGGUGAUGACGUCAACCUGGAUUUCAAGGAAAUUCAGACUCUGAACCAUCUGAGGCAGUGAGCAUUGCAACUAUAUCAGAACAAGGACCAAACCCGAGGAAGUUAACGAUGAUAUUUGGAUCAGAAAGCAGUAAGCUACUGAUGAAAACUUUGUCAAGAGUCUUCUUUUUAAAGCAGGGAGAGUCAACAGAGAGUCAAAACUUGACUUGUCACCCGUCUGAACUGUUCUUACGAGCUUGAAGGAUUUUGGAUACUCUAAAGGAAAAGAACUUUCAAAUGUUUUGAUCCUUAAUAUCUUACUCAAACUGAUUUUCGUGUAAUUUUUCUUUUAAUGAGAUGUCUUGAAAUUAUCAUGACCAGCAAUAUAGAAAGUUAUAUUUUUAAUCUAACAUGGACGUUAAUGUGGGCGUCACAUUAACGUCAAAGUUGAGACUCUUUAAGGUGAUUUCCAGAGAUUUUUUUUACAGAUUUUCUCUCGAUCGGUUUUUGCCAGAUGACUGAUAUAAAGCUAUUACAACCAUAUCCAUAGACCUUUGAGAAUAAUAGGUUGUCUGAUUGCUCGAGUAUGUUAGUUAGUUUUCUGUCAUAAACUUUUUUGAGGAUUUUUAC
Pocillopora verrucosa is the source of this 5207-nucleotide messenger RNA. The record is from RefSeq and is a predicted model, not a curated record. Lineage: Eukaryota; Metazoa; Cnidaria; Anthozoa; Scleractinia; Pocilloporidae.